UUUGGAAGCAAUGUCGCUGUGGCUGGGACCAGCAUGGACUUGUAUCAGGACCAGAUCUCAGUGCUGUUGGGGCACAAUGGGGCAGGAAAGACGACCACGAUAAGUAUGAUUACAGGUACACGUAUGGUCAGAGCCCUGUAGCAAAUGGUCACGAGUAUGCCCCAACAAAAAAACAGGUUUAAUAUUCAUCUCGGCUAAAAUUAUUACCUUACUAAGACUGUCUGAUGAGACACAGUUGGAACAGCAUUGCAUUUUCAGAAUAUUCAUUCUCUCAUUUUUUCCCCCUAUACAUUAAGAAAAGAAUUUUUAAGAUAUAAUAGUCUCUGCAUUUGUUGAUAAUUAUGAGUUUUCAUUGGCUGAAAUCUAUAAUUUUUCAGUUUAUGAAAACAUCAAUCCGUUUUGACAGGUAAAAAUAUUCGUUGAUUCUUAUUAGUCUAACUGUGAUCCUAACCCAACUGGCCCUUACUUGCUUCUGCAAUUACACGUUUAAUAUCUCCCAGGAUUUCUCAAACCCACAAGAGGCACGGCUAUAGUCAAUGGUUAU
Molecule: messenger RNA, 544 nt
Organism: Lymnaea stagnalis (great pond snail)
Lineage: Eukaryota; Metazoa; Mollusca; Gastropoda; Lymnaeidae
Source: the annotation of a GenBank genome assembly